Exophiala spinifera is the source of this 765-nucleotide messenger RNA. RefSeq names its product ectoine utilization protein EutA. The transcript has a single exon. The coding region runs from base 1 to 765 and encodes 254 amino acids. Lineage: Eukaryota; Fungi; Ascomycota; Eurotiomycetes; Chaetothyriales; Herpotrichiellaceae. The record is from RefSeq and is a predicted model, not a curated record.
AUGAGCAUCCCCCCUAUCCACGUCGCGGACCGUUCGCUGUUUCGCUACGACGAGCGCGCGACCGAGAAACGUGUUGGGCUAAUCGUGCUCGCGACGGACCAUUCGGUCGAACCAGACUUUGCGCGCCUCGUCUCCUCAGAGCGCGUGGGGAUCUUCUCGACACGCGUCCAGUAUGCAAAUCCAACGACGCCAGACAACCUGCGGAAGAUGGCGCCGCGGCUGACUGAGGCGGCCGCUCUGAUCCUGCCCGACGAGGAGCUGGACGUCGUCUGCUUCAUGUGCACCUCGGCCUCGGUGGUGAUUGGCAACGAUGCCAUCAGAGUCGCGAUCCAGCAGGCGAAGCCCGGUGUGCCGGUGGUGACGCCUACCAUGGCCGCGGUCGCCGGUCUGCGGAAGCUCGGCGCCCGGCGUAUCAGCGUUCUUACGCCCUACACCCUUGAGACAAGCGAGCCGAUGGCGGCCUAUUUCGCGGCGCAGGGCUUCUCCAUCGAAAGCUUCACCUGCCUGGGCCUGGAGGACGAUCGCCGCAUGGCCGAGCUCUCCCGCGACACGCUGAUCGAGGAGGCCGUCGCAGCGACGAGCCCCGACGCAGAUGCGCUCUUCAUCUCCUGCACCGCCCUCCGUUCGGCGAGCGUCGUUGCCAAGAUCGAAGCUCGCAUCAACCGACCUGUAGUCUCCUCGAAUCAAGCCUCUGCUUGGGCCUGCCUUACCCAGUGUGGCCUACCUGGCCCCUCGAGCGCCGUUGCUGGGAGUCUCUUUGCGUGA